CGCGGUCACUCUUACAACAGGAAACAAACAGAAUUCGCGGUUUUUGUCACUAUGAAGGACACUCGUGCUUUUUAAAAGGACUAAAAUAACACGUUAUUACCGUUGGCAACAAAUCUCACACAUCUUUUCGCUUGUGAUGCCCGCUGGGAUGUUUAGUAUCGACAGCAUCUUGGCCGGGAGACCCAGCUGCAAAGACUCGGUUCUGCUCCACCGGAAUGCCCCGGUUGUGUUCUCCAACUUGACGGAAUCCUUGUACACGGCAGCUGGCGAUUUUAAUGGACUGUAUUCACACACAGGACCUCCAGCGCCGAACUUACAAUCGGUGAAUGGAAGGAUAGGCUACAACAACUACUACUAUGGACAACUUCACGUCCAGGGGCCGACUGGACCAGCUUGCUGUGGCGCAAUACCAACCCUUGGUUCGCAACAGUGUCCGUGUAUUCAUACAGGUUAUGACAGCGCCGGCUCUGUGCUUAUUUCUCCAGUCCCACAUCAAAUGAUGUCGUACAUGAACGUGGGCACCUUGUCCAGAACCGAGCUACAGCUGCUCAACCAGCUACACUGUCGGCGCAAGAGACGACACCGAACCAUUUUCACCGACGAGCAGCUGGAGGCACUGGAAAACCUUUUUCAAGAAACGAAAUACCCUGACGUCGGCACAAGAGAACAACUGGCACGAAAGGUGCACCUACGUGAAGAGAAGGUAGAGGUUUGGUUCAAAAACAGACGAGCAAAAUGGAGAAGACAGAAAAGGUCGUCGUCAGAGGAAUCAGAAAACUCACAGAAAUGGAACAAAUCCACGAAAACAACCUCAGAGAAAAUUGAGGAGGGCAAAAGCGACGUGGAUUCUGACAGCUGAUAUAAAGAACACGAGAACGGGAAAUCUUGCACAAAUAUAAUUCGGACUUUAUUGUACAUAUUGUAAAGUAUGUGAGUUGGAGUAAAUAGUGUUGUCUUGCUGUUGCACAGAUGUAUAGUAAAUGUUACCUUUAACAAUGAUAUUGUUAUUUAUAUUAAUUUAAAUUUACAGACAAAAUAACGUGGAUUCUAGCCAUAGUAAUAUUACCUGGUGUAUACUGCAAACGUUUUUAAAGUCUUGUCGUGAUAAGAUGUACCUAAAUCUGAUGUUCUGGAAUGGGCUGUAGCUGAAGACAUGUACGAUGGCAGGACGAUACAUUCGGACAUUAAUUAAUUUAAAGUUUAAUGUCGCCUGAAAACAGGAACAAAUAUUAAAGUAAUAUCUAAAAAAA
This is a messenger RNA of Danio rerio (zebrafish), 1250 nucleotides long. RefSeq names its product goosecoid (gene gsc). Gene Ontology annotation, molecular function: DNA binding; DNA-binding transcription factor activity, RNA polymerase II-specific. Lineage: Eukaryota; Metazoa; Chordata; Actinopteri; Cypriniformes; Danionidae. The record is from RefSeq and is marked provisional. Gene Ontology annotation, cellular component: nucleus. Gene Ontology annotation, biological process: animal organ development; tissue development; regulation of transcription by RNA polymerase II.